AGCCACGGUGCAAAGACAUGGAUGAAGGGAUCAACUUUUGAAGCUUUUUUCCUCCCCAGAUUCGCCAGAGCUACAUAAAGGUGAACUGCAGACAUGUCUAGUGAGAAGGGACGUGUGGAAAUUCCCAUGGUUAUGUAUGAACCUCACCAGGAAUUCUACAGGCAAGAACCCUCUGCUCCACAGUUCAGCAGCCAGGAGGGGGGUUAUGAGUAUCCUUCUCCCCCACCUUACUCCUACCGAGAAACAACCACCAUUGAGCAACCAGUUUACUUGGUGUCUCAGCCCCCGAUCAUCGUAGCAGGGAUCUUCUCAAGCAAACCAACAUCCACAAUAUGUCCUUCCUGCCGCCAGCACAUCACCACCCAGGUCACCUACAGACUGGGCAAGCUGUCCUACCUCCUGUGCACCAGCCUGUGCAUGGUUGGGUGCUGUUUUGGAUGCUGCUUCGUCCCUUUCUUUGUGAAGAUCUUCAAGGACGCAGACCAUUACUGCCCAUACUGCCAAUUUCACAUUUAUAGAUACAAAAGACUAUAGAAAAAAAGUUGAUGCAACCAGAUGACAUCAAGUGUCCAUUUCCUAAUGGCACAAGAUUCUGCUCAUAAAACUACUGCUACAAAACAUACAGGGGAAUGCUUAGGUUCUGCAGCUCCCCUGAUGGUGAAUCCACCUGGUAAACUCCAGUUUACCAUCACAUGGUUGGACUGACUUUAAAACAAAAAGCCUUGAAGACUAAUUUACAGUGUCACUUGAACUUAUGCUCUAUUCGAUUUGCUGCCCUGAGCUGUGAAGUUACCAGCUAGUGAGUACUUCAGCACUACUGCUCCUCCUCUCAAAUCUCCCACCCAGCUGGACACAGACUCCUCUGGACCUUCCAAGCCCCCAGUACCCAAGAGGUUUGGACAUGCACCUUCUAGAG
This is a messenger RNA of Empidonax traillii (willow flycatcher), 916 nucleotides long. Its product is annotated as cell death-inducing p53-target protein 1-like. The coding region runs from base 94 to 534 and encodes 146 amino acids. The transcript has 5 exons. Lineage: Eukaryota; Metazoa; Chordata; Aves; Passeriformes; Tyrannidae. The record is from RefSeq and is a predicted model, not a curated record. Gene Ontology annotation, molecular function: zinc ion binding.